Molecule: messenger RNA, 549 nt
Organism: Zasmidium cellare ATCC 36951
Lineage: Eukaryota; Fungi; Ascomycota; Dothideomycetes; Mycosphaerellales; Mycosphaerellaceae
Exons: 1
Coding region: 1-549 (182 amino acids)
Molecular function (GO): acyltransferase activity, transferring groups other than amino-acyl groups
Source: RefSeq, a predicted model, not a curated record
AUGUCAAAAGAAAGCAAAGUCACCACCAGGCCAGCAACCUACGCAGACCUCGUCCCAGCAGCAAAAUGUCUACAACGAGCAUUCCAAAACGAACCCUUACACGGCGACAUCCUCCACCCCAUCCGCAAACAAUACCCAGAUGACAUGUACCUAUUCUUCCUCUCCAAUCUCCGAGUCCAAUACGUCAGCGGUCCCGACGUCCACCUCCACGUCGCCACAACAACCGACGCCACCGGCAAAGAAGUCAUCACAGGCGUCUCCCAAUGGCGGCGAGUCCGAGCGAGACCCCACCAGAGCCUCUACACCACCAACAUGAUGAAAGCCAUGCAAAACUACAACUACCUCGAAUCUUUCAUCUACCCCAACCGCGCCCUCGACCCCUCCAAACUCGGCAUCAUGGCCGACAUGUGGCCCUUCAUGGCGCACCACUGGACGGGGACCCGCGCGGAAGUCUGGGACUUGUCGACGCUCGGCGUGGAUCCGGCGUAUUGGAAACGGGGCAUCGGAAGGGAACUUGUGAAGUGGGGGAUGGAGCUGGCGAGAAUGUAG